Cetraspora pellucida is the source of this 885-nucleotide messenger RNA. The record is from the annotation of a GenBank genome assembly. NCBI's taxonomy places the organism in Eukaryota, Fungi, Glomeromycota, Glomeromycetes, Diversisporales, Gigasporaceae.
AUGGAUUAUCAACGACAACUAUUAGAGGAGUUAAUGGCACCUUACGAAUCGUCAGCAAAACAUAACUUUUGGGAUGACAGCGUAUGCAAACAUUUCCUGGUCAAAUUUUGCCCUAAUUCUCUCUUCACCAACACAAAAUCCGAUCUUGGCCCCUGUACUAAAAUACACGAUGAAAAGCUACGUCAACAGUAUCAAGAGACACCAGAGCGUGGAAAGUAUGGAUAUGAAAUCAAAUUCUAUGACUAUUUACAAUCGCUGUGUAAUGACUUGGACAAAAAAAUUCGAAAGGGGAACGAUAGAUUAAACGUCCGUCCGGAUGAUACGCUUUUAAAUCCUAAUAAAGAUGAAAAGGAAGAAAGGAUGAUUAUAUUAGAUAUAAAAAUCAAGGAACUAUUAACAAAGAUUGAGGAAGCAGGUGAAGAAGGACGCGUUCAAGAAGCACAAACCUUGACUAAAGAAGUAGAAACGUUUCAAAAAGAUUUGGAUUUCUUGAAAAACAGUGACGAUUCAAAUCCAUUAUUUAAACAAGAAAGAAGAAUGUUAGUUUGUGAAGUAUGUGGAGCUUUUCUAGUGACAAAUGAUACGUCCAAUCGUAUGGACGCUCAUCUGCAAGGAAAGCAACAUACAGGAUACAAGCAGAUUCGUGAAACUCUUCAUGAAUGGAAGCAAUCACGAGUAUAUUCAUCUCGUGAUUCAAGCCAACGUGACCACCGUCGAGAAUCAUAUGUUCGGCCCGAGCCUUACCCUCGUGGUCGCAGAGAAAAGCACAGAGAAUAUCGACGUGACGAAAGAGAUUAUCCAGAAAGAGAUUAUGAUGAUUAUAGUCGUAAGAGAAACGGUAAAGAUUAUCGACGUGAUCGAGGUCGUCGGUAUUACGAUGAUUGA